Molecule: messenger RNA, 1620 nt
Organism: Lindgomyces ingoldianus
Lineage: Eukaryota; Fungi; Ascomycota; Dothideomycetes; Pleosporales; Lindgomycetaceae
Product: general substrate transporter
Exons: 5
Coding region: 16-1620 (534 amino acids)
Biological process (GO): transmembrane transport; carbohydrate transport
Cellular component (GO): membrane
Molecular function (GO): carbohydrate:proton symporter activity
Source: RefSeq, a predicted model, not a curated record
GAGCUGCCUGUCACUAUGAAGCUUCCUUCGCUGCCGAAGAUCUACAAUGUUUACUUCCUCGCCAUGGUGGCCACCAUGGGGGGAAUGCUGUUUGGCUUUGAUAUCUCGUCGAUGAGCGCGAUCAUUGGGACUCCACAGUAUCUCGAUUACUUCAACAAUCCCGCCGGUGUUGCUCAAGGAGCCAUCGGUUCGGCUUUGGCAGCUGGGUCUGUUGUAGGGUCAAUCAUCGCUGGACCAAUCUCCGACAAAAUUGGCCGUCGGGACUCUCUCAUGUUCGCAUGCCUAUGGUGGCUGCUUGGAACCACGGUUCAGGUUGCCUGUAAUGGUCGUGGUAUGCUCAUCGCUGGACGCGUCUUGAACGGUGUAACGGUCGGGAUCACGUCCUCUCAAGUCCCUGUCUACUUAGCAGAAAUUUCCAAGCACAGUCAACGUGGUGCCAUUAUUAUCAUCCAGCAACUCGCUAUUGAAUGGGGUAUUCUAUUCAUGUACUUCAUUGGUUAUGGCUGCUCUUUCAUUGGCGGAAGGACAGCUUCAUUCCGAACCGCUUGGGGCAUCCAAUUUGUGCCCUGCGUAUUCUUAAUGAUCGGCCUCCCUUUCCUUCCACGAUCCCCGCGCUGGCUUGCUAAAAUGGACCGAACAGAGGAAGCUAUACAUGUUUUAGCCAAGAUUCAAGCCGGCGGUAGAAUUGACGACCCAUAUGUUAUUGCAGAGUACGAGGAAAUUAUAACUGUCCUGACUGCAGAACGACUAGCUCCAAAGGGAUGGAGGAAGUUCAUUUACAAUGGCAUGUGGCGCAGGACUAUGGCUGGCUUCACAGUCCAAGCCUGGCAGCAGCUGUCUGGAGCCAACGUCAUGACGUAUUAUGUGGUGUACAUCUUCUACAUGGCGAAUCUGACCGGAAACAUCAAUCUGAUCUCUUCUGGAGUUCAAUACGCUCUUUUCAUUAUCUUUUCUACCCUUAUGUUCUUUUUCGUCGACAGGAUUGGACGGAGGACCCUAUUGGUAUGGGGUGCCAUUGCUAUGGCUUUCUGCCAUUUCGUUGUCGGUGGAACUCUCGGUGCCCACUACACCUACGUACCAGAGGGUGUUGCGGGCAACGCAAACGUGGUCAUGCGAGUGACUGGUGCUCCCGCUCACACCGUCAUCGCUUUCUCCUACCUCCUCAUUAUCAUCUAUGCUCUUACUCUUGCACCCAUUUGCUGGGUCUAUGCCGCUGAAGUCUGGUCUCUUGAGACACGAGCUUGGGGUAUGGGUAUUGCCGCAAUUGGGAACUGGCUCUUCAACUUUGCCAUCGGCCUUUUUAUCCCCCCUGCCUUCCUCAACAUCAAAUGGAAACUCUUUAUCGUCUUUGGUGUCCUGUGUCUUGGCGGUGCGAUUCAGUUCUACUUCACAUAUCCAGAAACUUGCGGCAAGACAAUCGAGGAAAUCGAAAUUCUGUUUAGUAGUGAAGGUCCACAUCCAUGGAACACUAAGAAAGGCAACUCUCGUAUUGAGAGAGAAAUCGAGGAGGUCGUCAACGCGCAAGCGAAGGGUGAGGCAAGGGCAAGCAUUAGCAAAGUUAUCGAGGAGGAAAAGAUGGCCAUGGCCGAGGCUAAAGAACACAACAAGGAGACGGUCUAG